This is a messenger RNA of Manihot esculenta (cassava), 1806 nucleotides long. RefSeq names its product AAA-ATPase ASD, mitochondrial. The transcript has a single exon. The record is from RefSeq and is a predicted model, not a curated record. Lineage: Eukaryota; Viridiplantae; Streptophyta; Magnoliopsida; Malpighiales; Euphorbiaceae. Gene Ontology annotation, molecular function: ATP hydrolysis activity; ATP binding. Bases 81 to 1616 code for a protein of 511 amino acids.
UACUUCUCUAACACUACACUUUCAAUUUAAACUUCUCAAGCCUUAAGAGUUGUAAGCAACACAUUUCAACUCUCCACAAAAUGAGCGUAGUAGAGAUUUACACUCAGCUAGGUUCAGCAAUGGCUGGCCUAAUGUUUGUAUGGGCUAUGUAUGAACGAUACUUCCCUUACCAACUUCAAGCCUACGUUCAGAGAUAUAGUCAGAAGCUGGUGGCUCUUGUAUCCCCUUAUUUCCAAAUCAUCUUCGAUGAAUACACUGGCGAAGAUCUCAGACGCAGCGACGUCUACGCCGCCAUUCAGAGUUACCUUAGCGCUAAUUCCUCCAUGCGAGCCAAGAAACUGAAGGCGGACGUUGUCAAAGAUAGUAAGUCUGUGCUUCUCACCAUGGACGACCAUGAGGAAGUUACUGAUGAUUUCAAUGGGAUUAAGGUCUCGUGGACUUCAAUAAAAAAUAACCCCAAAAAUAAUUCAUAUACUUUCUAUCCUGAAUUGGAUGAGAGAAGAUAUUUCAAGCUUAUAGUCCAUAGACGUUACAGAGAAAUCAUCGUCAAGUCUUAUAUAGAUCAUGUUAUUAAAGAAGGAAAGGCUGUUUCUGUCAAGAAUCGGCAAAGAAAACUCUACACGAAUAAUCCCAGCAAGAAUUGGUAUGGAUGGAGAGCCACCAAGUGGAGCCAUGUGGUGUUUGAGCAUCCGGCGAGUUUUGAUACUUUGGCAAUGGCAACAAAGAAAAAGGAAGAGAUCAAGAAUGAUCUUAUCAAGUUCAGCAAGGGGAAAAACUACUAUGCUAAGAUUGGGAAGGCAUGGAAGCGUGGUUAUCUCCUUUAUGGUCCUCCAGGAACUGGGAAAUCAACUAUGAUAGCUGCCAUGGCUAAUUUAUUGAAUUACGAUGUUUACGAUCUUGAGUUGACUACAGUCAAGGACAACAGUGAGCUUAGGAAGCUAUUGAUCGAGACUACAGGCAAGUCUAUCAUCGUGAUUGAAGAUAUUGAUUGCUCUCUGGACCUUACAGGGCAGAGAAAGCCAAAGAAGGGGAAAGAUGAAGAUGAUGAAGGGAAAGAUCCAAUUUCAAAGAAGAAGAAGGAGGAAGAAGAAGAAAGCAAGAAAAGCAGUGAGGUAACUUUAUCUGGGUUGCUGAAUUUUAUCGAUGGAAUUUGGUCAGCUUGUGGAGGAGAAAGAAUCAUUGUGUUCACUACAAAUUACGUGGAAAAGCUUGAUCCUGCUUUGAUCAGAAGGGGAAGGAUGGAUAAGCAUAUAGAAAUGUCUUACUGUUGCUUUGAAGCAUUUAAGGUUCUAGCUCAGAAUUAUCUGGAUAUCGAAUCCCAUGAACUGUUUGCAAAGAUUCAAAACUUGUUGGAGGAAACGAAGAUGACACCAGCUGAUGUUGCUGAGAAUUUGAUGCCAAAGUCAGAAAAUGAAGACGAGGAGACCUGUCUGAAGAAAUUGAUUGCUGCUCUAGAGGAGGCGAGAAAGAAGGCUGAGGAAGAAGCAAAGUUGAAAGCAGAGCAAGAGAAAGAGAAAGCUACUGAGGAAGAAGAAAAGGAAAAGGAAAGUGGAAAAAUCAAAGAGAACGGCUUCAUCUCAAAUGGAAAUUGCAAGCUCUCUGAAGACAGUGUCUGAAUCAGAAAAAAAAAAAAAAAAGUUGUUGGAUUUUCUUGUGCAAAUUAAAGUAAAUAAUUGUUGGAUUUUAUGUGAAGUUGGUUUGAAAAUAUUACGUGCAUGGUUGUAUAUAUGCUAGGUUGGUUAAUUAUGUGAUUGUUGAAAAUAAUUGCUGUAUUGUAUAUGAAGCUAGUUGGUUAAUAUGAUUGUA